Molecule: messenger RNA, 3529 nt
Organism: Cadophora gregata
Lineage: Eukaryota; Fungi; Ascomycota; Leotiomycetes; Helotiales; Ploettnerulaceae
Exons: 2
Coding region: 270-2750 (826 amino acids)
Source: RefSeq, a predicted model, not a curated record
CCUCACCCGACAUCCGACCCCAGGUCUCUGUAGGGUUGGUUUUUGAUAUUCAGAGCCUCGGCAUACACUUCGAUUCACAUUUGGUAAUACCUCUGUUUCAUCUGGCUGGUCGGACUCCGCGUGGCCUUGCGAUAUUAGAAUAUACGUCGGCAACGACACUGGGAAAGAUUUGGUCGUCAAACCGGGACCCCUCUAUUACAACGAGUUCACCUUUAUGCGAUUCCCCUUUAUUGCGACCAAAAUAACUCGGCCAAAUACCUAGUACGACGAUGUCCGACGACUCUCCUUCUCCCUCCAAGCGCCGCAGAACUAAAGGCACUCACUCCUUCGCAAUGAGUACACCCCUAAGGAGACCCGCACCAGAGAGAAUUGACUACUUCUCAGCACCAUAUGAGCUGGUAGCAAAGCCGGAACCAAAAGGUCCAGUAUGGCCACCAAACCAGCUUCCAGUCGAACUCUUCACCUUGAUCGUCUCAUACCUCCCACGCUCUGGAGUCCAGAAUAUGCGCCUCAUCAACAAGGAGUUUGACCUCAAGGUGUCCGAGGCUCUAUUUCGAAUUGUGGUGGUACCAUUCAGGCCAGAGAUAUAUGGAAUUACACCAGAGACUACGGGGCCGAAUGAUACGCCGCAAGGUUCUAUUAUGUUACAGGACCAGGGCAUGCGGGUCUUUCAAGGUUUUGGAAGAUGGAUCAAGAGAUUUGCUAUGAGUUUCGAAAUCGAUCACGCGAAAUUGGCAAGCCCGCCUCGGAAAUCUGACCAGGAAGUCAUAAUGUCAUUCUGGGGUCUCUACCGCUGGCCAUUCAAGACGUACAACAGAUAUUCGCAGCUGGAAGGGCUCGAACAGACGGCAGAUGAGACCAGAACUAUGGCGAAGGCUUUGAAAUACAUCAGUGAUGCGAAAGAGCUAGGUUUGUCGAUCGACGGUGGUUUAGGUUGGCUUGCCGGCCCAGAUAUCAACCAGAGAGUAGCAGAACGAGGGGAGAAGCCGGUUGUCUUUGGCGCAUCAAAAUUUGUACCGGAGCCCAAGGUCGGACCACCAAGAGGAGCUGUCAAAGCGAUUACACUGUCAAAUCUAUCGGAUUCACAGUCGGAGUAUGGCGUAUUUCUACGCAUGGUGCUGGAAGCAGGUAUUUCGCAAGAUGACGCCGAUGCUGCGGUACAAAUGCUGCAAGCAGAGACGCGGGCAGCAGCGACAGCUUCACCUGAAAACAGUAGCUUGCCAAAUAGUGCCCAUUCACCACUAAUCGAUUCUGUGCGGAGGUCUCGUCGGCAGCAGCUCAGUGAAGUCGGCGUCAAUUCUGCAGAUAUCGAUACUGAUCUCAUCGAUUUAGCCGAUGUUGAUGAUGAUGUCCAGCAAACUUCUUACUCUUUGGGAUCUAUUAGCAGCAGAAAAGCUACAAGGCACAAGGAGAUGUUUCCACUCAAACCAAAUGAACUUACCAAUGCCCAGAGAGAGAUGUUAUUGGAGAUGGAAUGGGCCCAGAAUGCUUUCAUGCAAUCGUGGGCUAUUGCUAUCAUGGACAACCAUGACACGUUCAAAGAGAUUGCGAAGCUCAACAUCGCACGUCUUCCUAGCAAACAUCUCUCAAUCCUCCGCCGAGAAGAUUUCUGGGACAGCCUUCCGAACUUGAAGUGUCUUACCCUAGCCAUUAUUCCAGAUUGGCGAGAGGUCAAGAAAGAAGCUACGAGCUGGGUGCAAGAUACUCGGAUUCCUCCCUCGAAUGCAGUGACUGCAGUCUAUGAUUUGCUCACACAACAAAUCGGUAGACGAGAGCAUAUCAAGGAGCUUCAAUUUGAGUGGCUCUGCGGAGGCGAGUAUGCACCGGGACUUUUUGCUCGUAAUCAACACAUCUUGGCAGCUCCAGUGGUCUCGAACGCCAUGUAUAUGGUGAACAGAUCUCAGCAACAUCCGGUUCUGGAUCUUCCUUAUAUCGAACGCCUGAUCCUUAAGAAUUGUUGGAUCAGCCCUCACAUUCUCAGUCGCUUCUUGGGCCCGAUGAGGAAAGGAGUCUUGCAGAGCAUCUCCUUUGAUUCCGUCUCAUUGACAGCCAUGGUUCCACAAAGUGCGCACCCAAACCCGCUUACGGCAGCUGCCAUGGCGCAAAAUGCCCAGGUUGUUGCUGGUCAAGCUGCUGCGAACAAUCUGCUCGUCAAUCUCCAGGGUAUGCAGGGUGGUUUCAACGGUCCUUUAAAUAACCAGAACCAGCUUCAGCUUCCCCCGCCAGUGGUUGCGCCAGUUAACACUGUUAAUGUAGACUGGCUUGACCCUCCCCGUGCUGGUUCCUGGGUGGAGAUCAUUAACAGCUUGACUCCUGGCCAAACGCUCGAAGAUAUCCGAUAUGCCAGAGAGAUAGGUCCUGAGCCUAGGCCAAGAGUACGUUCGAAACUUACCAGGCUCUCCUUCACAUCCUGUGGCUAUGUCCGCAUCCCCCUUGACUUCGAUCAGACAGCCCUCGAACCAAUGAUAGCUCCACCACCCCAUCCCGCACCCAUCACAAAGCGAAUCACUGAACUAGAUCCGCAUAUGAUGAAGCCACUAGAUGCAUUCACUCUAGGGGCCAUCAUCAAUCACAUUGAUCCUGCUGAGGCUGCUGCGUUGGAGAAUGCGUGGGAUAUGACCGUUGGAUGGAGACUGUCGCGUCCGGAGUUGAUGAGUGACGCGGUGCUUGAUGGGUUCAUGAGUGCUGGAUUGGGGAGGUUUGAUGGCACGAUUGAGGUCGUUCAGCCACCAUCCAGGCAAUCAUUUUGAGCCUGCAUGGAGUUGGUCUCUGGAGUCAAACCAGCCAGCGCAUGGUUGGUAGGUAUGCUUGGCUUAUAGGCAUAUUCUGCCUCAUCCAUCAUGAAUCAUCUUCUUAUGCCCUUGUUUUAAGUAUUAUGUUUUGAUUAUUUGCAUGCAUAGCGUGGUUUUUUCUGACUUGGCCUGGGGGCGCAUUACUACAUAGGUAGUGAGAGGGUUCUCUGCUUGGCGUUGAUUUGGUCUUUAUGGAAGGGAAGGCAGGAUUCGGCCCUUUUCAUUGGGGACAGGGAAGGGAAGGGAAGGAUGAUUUUAUGAAAGGAAAAGCAUUAUGAAAAGCACGCAUUUACUUUGUACUAUGCACUUUGAGCUUGAAGCUGAGAGUUUGGAGCUUGGAGCUUGGAACAUAUGAGGCAACGACGUCGACGGUGGCUGGCUUCACUUCACUUCCCUUCAAUGCUAGCUAGCUAGUACCAAAAGAACUUGGCCUGGUUUAGCCUGGUGCUGUUUCUCCGCCGAGUCUACAAGUACGGGAGUGUUACGUCCUGUCCUUGUUUAUGGGAUCCGUAUCCGUUGUAUGCAUGUAUGUAUAUAUGUAUGUAUGUAUGAUUAGAGGGAAAGCAGGAAGUCUGAAGGGAACAGACAGAGUUAAAGGAACUCGAGCUUGAGCUCAGUGAAGGAAGGAAGGAAGGAAGAUAUUAUGAUGGUAAUGCUAUAUAUCAUGCUCUGCUGCGGAGCGGUGCGGUGGAUGGUUGAUUAAUGAAUGAAUGAAUGAGUGAAUGAAGAAUAAGCUU